UAUUUUCAUCAAGUCGAAUUUUCUCAUCUGCUGAUCGUCGCUCUCAUAGAAAUUUGUUUGCUUGCUUACCAACUUUUCGGAGUACGUGAUUAGUCUUGGGCCUAAUCGGUCACCACUGAGAGCGCUCAAUUUAGUUCAUAAUCCAAUGGCGAACUAGUUCGUUCUUUUAGUUCAUUAGUUCUUUUGUUUAAAUAAUUUAAUAAAAACAAUAAAUAGAAAAAAAAAUAUAUUUAUGAUUAAUGCUGGUUCUGUUUAUUUAUGGAACAUAAAAUUUUUUAUUUAAAUAAGAAUGAAAAAAUAAAAGAAUUUAUAUUAAUAAUUAGUCAACAGCUAGUCUCGUUUCUAGUAUAAUGCGUAAUUAUAUUACAAUACUUAAAAAAUGCUAAUUAUUACAAUUAAAGUUGACAUUUUUUUAUAGCACAUCAAAUCUUUUACUUAAGUAAAAAUGAAAAAAUUCAAUAAUUUAUAUUAAUCAUUAGUCAACAGCUAGUCUCGUUGAGUAAUGAUCUAAUAUAUAAAAAUAGUCUCUCGCAAUAUCAAGGCGCGCACAGAAAAAGUAAAUAACUCGGUUGGUCACAUAGCGCCAGUGUCUAGUUAAACCGACGCUAAAAAAAAUAUAAAAAGAACUAAGAGCGAGAUCAUCGACGAACUAGUUCGCAUAGUUCACCUAAAGGAGCGCUCUUCCGACCUAGGUCGUUCGCGAACUACCCAAGACUAUACGUGAUUGACAGAAUAAUCCAUGGUUAUUGUUGACAAUACUUUCAACAAUAUUUUAUGAAAAAUUUAAAUAACAUUGUGCGAAACAUUUUCACUUAUUUCUUGGAAGGCAAUGGAGUAUAUUUUAUCAAACUCCAUUUUAGUAAAAAUAUUUUGUGAUUUAAUUCAGUAUGGAUCAUACGUGAUAAGAAUGGAGUGUAUUUGUUGUUACUUUCUGACAAUGUAUUUCCCAAAUUUUUUACUCAAGAUUCCGUGGUCAUUUUUAAUUCACUUGAAUACUUUUAGUGCUAAAACCAUGCAAAAAGCAGAUAAAAUAAGAGCUCUGUUAAAAAGCUAGUAUACAGCUUGAAAUAUUUAUCAAGCUGAAUAGAUGAGCAGGCGUAUGACACCGGUAUAGAUACGAUCGAUUCGCGCCGCCACGUUUCGCAUAUAUAUAUAUAUAUGUGUUUGAACGUGUACUUGGCGCGAGACACGACCUUAUAUCCGGAUCUUCCAAAGCUUUAAUGAACUUAUUUGAACAUUAGUCAAGUUAUUAAAUUUUCGACAUAAGACAUUUACAUUUAAUAUAAUGAAUACUACGAGUGUAUUUCUGUGCCGAUUUAACUUAAGAAUGAAAAUAUCCAAUUUGAUUAUUUAUAAAAAUAAUUAUUUCGUUUUAUUUAUUUGUAUGAAUAUACUCAGCAGCAAAUUUUAAUAAUGCCAGCGGUAUCAGCAGUACCUGUCACUUUAGCAGUUCGUGUAUUGAAAAAAUACAUAACACACUUUACUACAGACAAAUUACCACAGCAUUCCUCAUCUGUAUGGAAAAGCAUUGCCAAUGACAUCGAAAUCCAAGGAUUGUGGACUGUUGAUGCUGUACGAAUUAAUGUACGACAAGAUCGAAGAAAAAUUUCAACUCUCGCUCGAGAAGAAUGCGGAAUUUUCAUCCAUAAUAAAGAAGGAAUUUCUCAUAAGCUGAAUGAUUCAACUCAUGAUCAUGAUGACGUUGACACCACGUAUGAUUUAGAUGAUAAUGAAAAGGAUGAAGAUGGUGAUAUCAAGGAUUUUGAUUCUAACGAGUGUGACGAUGAUGAUGAGCGUGAAAAUUUCGAUGUAUUAAUCACAAGAGAGCAAUGGAAUGAAAUGAAACGUGAUGAACCACUUAUUUGUAAUGGACGGAGAUAUCCUGGAUUUAAACCUGGUGUAUGGACCAAUAUUGUUUCAUUUGCUUUUUGGGAGCAGUAUCGCCUCAAAUGUGCGUUUGUUUUUAAACGGGGUAAAAUCCAUGAAAGUGGCAGUAAUUAUGCAGUCAUGACUGGACGUUGUAGAGAUCGCACUUGUCGAAAUCCUCUUUUCGGAAUAAUUAAAAAUCCUCCUGGAGAUGAAGGUCCUGUCUUCAUAACCAUGAAGUGUCGAGAUACAAGAUUUUCAAAGCACGCUGAUGUCAAACGUCCUCUUAAUGGUAAGAAACGGAAUGGUGUUCAAGAAAGAUUACUGCGCACAGGUGUAUUGGCUUGACGAAAAGA
Messenger RNA from Microplitis demolitor, 2222 nucleotides. RefSeq lists its product as uncharacterized. The transcript is spliced from 5 exons. The record is from RefSeq and is a predicted model, not a curated record. Bases 1414 to 2214 code for a protein of 266 amino acids. NCBI's taxonomy places the organism in Eukaryota, Metazoa, Arthropoda, Insecta, Hymenoptera, Braconidae.